Molecule: messenger RNA, 1014 nt
Organism: Leptosomus discolor (cuckoo roller)
Lineage: Eukaryota; Metazoa; Chordata; Aves; Leptosomiformes; Leptosomidae
Source: RefSeq, a predicted model, not a curated record
AUGACGAAAGGGGCCAACCCUACAACCAGUCCAGGACACCCAUCAUCCCCCUCUACGAGGCCACCUACCGCAGUUCAAGUGACCACCUCUAUAAGCAAGCCCGGAAACUCACCACUCACCACUGUGCUACCAUCCACCGCUGUUCGAAUGACCACCCUUACAAGCCAGCCAGGACAACCACCAUCCACCCCUGAGAGGUCACCUACCACAGUUCAAGGGGCCACCCCCACAAAACACCCAGGAGACCCACCACUCACCCCCACCACAUCGCCCCGCCCGUCUCAGCAGGUCAGCUCUUCAACCAGCUCCGCAGACUCAAAAGCCACCACUGCUGCAAUCUCCAGCGCCACCCAGCAGGCUAGCCCUGCAGCCAGCUUGGGAAGCUCGGCAGCCACCACUACUAGAAGUCUUGUCCUCACUCAUGGGAGAAGCACUUCAGCCUCUCCAGGAGGUUUAGGAAUUGCUGUCACAUCCCCUCCCAGCUCAAAAGCUCAGGCAAGCCAGCCUUCGGACCAGUUGACCAGCUCCACUGCAAGCACCGGAGUCCCAAGGAACACCUCUUCCCCUGGGCUCAAGGACUUUGGUGUCUCUUCUCCCACAUACGUCACCAAGCAGCCUCACUCUUCUUCCAGUUCUCCAGACCAGGGACCGUCCUCUUCCACCACAUCUGGCAGCACCAACACGUCUGUUACACGAUCUGUGUUCCACACCACUGCCAAAGCAUCUCUACCUUUACCACCUGGCAGCACCGACAAGGUCUCAGGGGCAGCCACCACGCUGACUCCUGGAGCAGACCAGAGAAGCCACGACGCCAGAUCUGCGUCAACCAAACCUGCAAGUGCUGACCAGAGCCCUACCAGUGCCCAGACAUCGGCCCCAGCUCCGGGGGACCAGAGGGCAAGCAGCAGUCCUGGCCACCCGCCCCCUAGCGCUUCUUUCCACAACGAGGUCAUCUGUAAAGACCAGGUGAAAAAUAAUCGGCCCACCAUAUAUCUGAAAGAAGCUAAAACCUGU